GUACUGGGAUGAGCGUUUCGUUCACCUGAAAACCAAAAUGGCGGACAGCGGUGGACUAGAUUUUGAAGCAGUUAGGGAAAGAUUAAAGUCUUGUGUCAACAAAGCCAAGGAUGAAAGUGACGAAGCGGAAUUAGUUGCUGCUUUCCAAAGUGCAGCUGGAAGUGAACAAGAGAAAAAACUGGUGGUUGAUCAAGUUUUCAGAGAUCUUGUCAAAGAUUCAGUGCUUAAGGGAGGAGAUAUGGAAAGAUGUGAACUCUUGAUCAAAUUAGUUAUCAAGUCAGCCCUUCAAGGAUACUGUUCCCUCAACUUAGUUUUCAUUGUAUUGAGUGACGUUUUUGACUGCAUCACUCUGGAGAAUUGUGAUCCACUUUUCUCAUUUGUAGAAGAAAAGGUUUCUACUUGGACCAUGCCAUUAUUUUUUUCUGCUGGAAAGAACCUUCUCCUUAGGAUGUGUAACGACUUGCUGCGUCGGUUAUCAACUUCCCAGAACACAGUAUUUUGUGGAAGAAUUCAAUUGUUCCUAGCAAGGCUGUUUCCUCUUUCUGAAAAAUCAGGUCUGAAUUUAAUGAGUCAGUUUAAUUAUGAAAAUGUCACAACAUAUACAAAACAAACAACAGCUGAACUGAAGGACAAAGCUAUUGGAAGUGAAAUGGAAGUAGAUGGCAGAGAGGCCGGGGAAUUAACAACAAGUACUGUCCCAAUAGACUUCAACCUGUACAAGAAAUUUUGGGCGUUACAAGAUUAUUUCCGUAAUCCCACUCAGUGUUAUACUACUUUGGCCUGGAAAACAUUUACACAGUAUACAAAAGAAGUUCUAAAUGUGUUUAGAAGUGUCAAGUUAGAACAUGUUACAUGGAAAAAGAAAGCCAAGGAAUUUAAGGAUCUCCAAGGGAGUGACAGCAAGGAUCUGGCUCGCUAUUUUGCCAAGUUUCUUACGAACGAGAAGCUCCUUGAUCUUCAACUAAGUGACAGUAACUUCAGGAGAACUAUCCUUGUACAAAUGUUGAUAAUAUAUCAGUACCUUGCUGGUAAUGUUAAGUUCAAAAGCACAAACCAGGUACUAAGCGAGUCUCAAUCCACAUGGAUUAAGGAUGCAACAUCUCAAGUAUAUGAAUUGUUGAGGGAAACACCACCAGAUGGCGAUAAAUUUGCCAAGACUGUUGAGCACAUCCUCGAAAGAGAAGAAAACUGGAUAUCAUGGAAGAAUGAAGGAUGUCCGAGUUUCAUUAAAGACAGAAGCCAAGAUGAAGUGACACCCAAACCCACAAGAAAGCGUAAAGUCAGUCUAGGGGAGGAGAUGGCCUCAGGUUGGAAGUCCAAAAAAGUGCUCAUGGGAAGCAAUGAGUUGACUCGUCUUUGGAAUUUAUGCCCUGACAAUUUGGAAGCUUGCAAAGCCGAUAACAGAGUUUUUCUCCCAACCCUUGAGGAAUAUUUUUCUGAGGCCAUAGAACAAGCUGAUCCAGCCGCUAUGGUGGAAGAAGAGUACAAAGCUUGAAGAAUGAGGAGGGCAUUGUGGAAAAUGGAACCUCGGACUCAGCCGUGCCUAUUACGUGAUGGCGCCAAAAGCAAGUCACUGGCAUGUGUGAAGUGAAGACAGCUUCACAUCAGCAGGAUAUUUUAUCCAUUGACUUCUUUCAAAAUUGUAAUUAAAGCUAUUUAGGAAAAAAGACUACAGUUUCAGUAA
Molecule: messenger RNA, 1684 nt
Organism: Stylophora pistillata
Lineage: Eukaryota; Metazoa; Cnidaria; Anthozoa; Scleractinia; Pocilloporidae
Product: THO complex subunit 1
Biological process (GO): mRNA export from nucleus
Cellular component (GO): THO complex part of transcription export complex
Source: RefSeq, a predicted model, not a curated record